Insectozyma verbasci is the source of this 1071-nucleotide messenger RNA. Lineage: Eukaryota; Fungi; Ascomycota; Pichiomycetes; Serinales; Debaryomycetaceae. The record is from the annotation of a GenBank genome assembly.
AUGGCUGGAACAAAUAAUGACAAGAUAGAGCCAACAUUAAAAAAGAAAAUGAUAUCAAAUGAUGAUUUAUAUCGACAUUCAUCUCAAUAUAAUUUUUGGUCAUUUACAGAAGAACAACUAGUGAAUUUAAGAAAACAAACAAAUUUAAAAGGUCAAAAAAUUGCAAAAGAUAAAUUUCAACAAGAAUAUACAAAUUCAAAAUUGUCAAAUCCUGAAAUAUUUGAUAAAUUUCAACAAGAAUUAAAAGAAGAGAAUUUAUUAAAUUUGAUUUCCUAUGAAGAAGAAUUAACAUUUCUUGAUUUUUAUAUUCAAAAUAUUACCACAUCAUGUAAUUUCUUCAAGAUGCCAACCCAAGUUAGAUUAACAGCUUCGUCAUUUUUUAAAAAAUUUUAUUUAAAUAACUCAGUAAUGGAAUAUCAUCCAAAAAAUAUAUUAUAUACUUGUAUUUUCUUAGCUGCUAAAUCUGAAAAUUAUUUUAUAUCAAUUGAAUCAUUUGUUAAACCAUUGAGUAAAAUAGAUUCAGAGCAUAUUUUAGAUUUGGAAUAUAUUGUAUUACAAAGCUUGAAAUUUACAUUAAUGGUUCAUCAUCCAAUACGACCUUUAUAUGGUAUUUUUUUAGAUCUGCAAGCUGAAUUAUUACAUCCACAAAUUAAUCAAGAUAUAAAUAUUGAUAAAUUGGGUGAUUUAUAUAAUCAUGCAAGAGAAUGGUUAAAUAAAUAUUAUAUGAUUAGUGAUGUUGCUUUUUUAUUUACUCCUCCUCAAAUUGCAUUAGCUUCAAUGUAUGAUAUUGAUCAAAAAAUAACCGAAAACUAUUUGAAAAGAAAAUUUUUGAAAAAUGAAAAAUUAACUACCAUAAAAGAAGAACCUGAAAGUACUGAAGAUGUAGGGAGAACUCAAUUGACUACAUUAAUUGAAACAAUUCAAAAAUGUAUAUCAGUUGCAAAGCAAUCUCAUGUUGCUGAUCGUGAAGCAAGUAAAGAAAUUGAUAGAAAAUGUUUUUAUGCUUUAAAUCCGAAAAAUCUAAUAGACAAGAGGAUAAAGAAACUAACUAAUAAUAAAGAAUCAACAUGA